Molecule: messenger RNA, 1473 nt
Organism: Topomyia yanbarensis
Lineage: Eukaryota; Metazoa; Arthropoda; Insecta; Diptera; Culicidae
Product: protein shifted-like
Exons: 7
Coding region: 234-1376 (380 amino acids)
Biological process (GO): anatomical structure development
Cellular component (GO): extracellular region; cell surface
Molecular function (GO): signaling receptor binding
Source: RefSeq, a predicted model, not a curated record
CUCGUCGCGAUCGGUUCUACAGCAUCACUGCUCGCUUAUAGCGUAUCCUUCUGCCUAACAGUUUAUUCGGUUGUGAUAUGGUGCUUUCGCGGAAACGUUUCAAAGAGUGUUAUUUCUGAAAUCGUGAUCCAGCAAGAUCCUGCAUCGCACUGGCAGCGCCACAGUAGGCGGAGCCAUCCGAAUCGAAUAUAGUUUUGCCCCUCGCUACCUACCAAGAUAUAAGUGACACAGAAAUGGCGAUAGGUGUCCUGCUUCGGAAUAUAAUCCAAUACUCGCUGAUACUGAUACUAGUGAUCACAGUUGGACACGUUAGAACCCGCCAGGAUUAUUACUACAGCUACCAGGAUCCGUACGAUGAUGAUCUGUCAUUAUGGAUCAACGAACAGCAGGUGAAGAUCUUCAGUGGGGUGGCGAUGAAGAUCUACGCCAUCGAUAAUGGCCGAGUUUCGCCACACAUCCGGGAUCCGAUGUUCAGCCAAUACCUACCGAUCAUUCCAUCCGAGGUCAGUUGCGUCAACUUCACCUGGAAGUCUGGCUCGAAGAAAUACCACUACAACUUUGACCGGCUCAUGUCCGAGGAUGAGUCGGUCUUGAAACCGCCGAGCAUUUCGAUCAAGACCAGUGGACGCGUGCCGAAAAAUGCCAAGGAGUUCAGUGUGACACUGCCCUGUUCUGGCAAUGUGUCGGGCAUCGCGGUGUUCAGCAUUGGACUCCUGAUACAGAGCCGAAAGGGCAAACCGGUCCCCGGUACGCCACUCCGAAUCAAGCUCCGUAAGGAAUGUGCACAUAGAGGUGUGUAUGAUAGAACUUCUUCUCUAGCAUCUUCGCAAGGACCCGAUCCGGAGUGCGAUCGAAAAUGCGCCAACAAGGGCGUCUGCAACGAGGACAAGAUCUGCGUCUGUCCCGAGGGUUACAUGGGCCAGUACUGCCAGACGGCACUGUGCUAUCCGCAGUGCAUGAACGGGGGUAACUGUACCGCGCCGGGAAACUGUUCCUGCCCACCCGGAUACCAAGGCCGACACUGCGAGGGUGGAAUAUGCUCGGAGAAAUGCCUCAACGGAGGAAAGUGCAUCCAGAAGGACAAGUGCGAGUGUACUAAGGGUUACUACGGGCUGCGGUGUGAGUUCUCGAAAUGUGUCAUCCCUUGUCUACACGAAGGAAAGUGUAAAGGCGUAAAUAAAUGCCGCUGUAAACCGGGCCUCAGUGGGGACCACUGUCAGAUUGGACGACGUCAGCGAUCGACCUGUAAAAGACCCUGCAAACACGGGACCUGUAUGCCGGAUCACAACUGUAGCUGCGACGGAGGAUGGUUCGGGAAGUUUUGCAAUAGACGAGAGAAGAAAAAACGCAACAGUUCCAAGCUACCGAAGAGAUAGUUGUCGAUUUCCAAGGUUUACCAACAAACACGCGCGCCUUGCCUGUUUCGCUUUUGUGUGUUUGACUUUUUCAUUGGUUUCUUUCCUAUGGCUCUCC